Maudiozyma saulgeensis is the source of this 1455-nucleotide messenger RNA. NCBI's taxonomy places the organism in Eukaryota, Fungi, Ascomycota, Saccharomycetes, Saccharomycetales, Saccharomycetaceae. The record is from the annotation of a GenBank genome assembly.
AUGAGUAUGAAUAAUGAUGAUGUGUUAGUUCAAUUGGUACGAGAUCCUCAUGUGAUUCAUUAUAAUGGGAAACGAAUGAUGGGGUCAAUUACAUUACAACAAUUAAAGCAGACGCAGAAGAAAACUUCGUUGAUUAAUAAUAAGGAAAAUUCUAUGAUUAGUUGGCAAUUAAUUUGGAAAGAAAAAUUUAAAAAUGGUUUAACUUUUUAUUUUGAUCUACAAUCAUUAUUAUCCAAGAAUAAUAAUCUUAAAAAAAUUAAUAAUUUACAAAUUUUAUCAUUAAAGAAAAAAAUUUUACAAAAUGGUGGGAAAAUUGAACCAAUAUUGAAUAACAAACAAACUCAAAAUGAAAAUUUAAUUAUUAUAAGUAAUGAAUUAUCAACAACAGAUCAAAAGAAGAAAAUUUGGGAUUUAUCAAAAUUAUCAAGAUUUUUUCAAAAUUUUGAAAUGAAUUUUAGUCAGUAUAUUGAUGAUUCUAAGGAUAAUAUUAAAUCAAAUUCACAAUAUUCAACUGAUGUGAUUUAUUUUAAGGAUUCGCCACACAUAUAUUUAUAUGAUAUGAGACAACGUUAUAAACCAUUAAUUUGUAAACAAUGGGAUAUUGCUUUAGUUAAUAAAUCUGGUAAAGAUCAAUUGCCUUAUCCACAUAUUCAAAAAAAUUCAGAUUAUGGGAAAUGUCCAUUUAAACCAACUCCUCCGAUAAAUAACAAUACGAAUAAUAAUAGUUCUUUAGUAGCAUUAACUAAAAAAAGAUAUACUCGUGAUCUUAUAAAUCAAAGAUAUGCAUUAAAAUUACGUAAAAUUUAUCAAAGACAUGCGUUUCCACCAAAGGAUUUAAAAAAUAUUAUUAAUGAUUUAGAAUUACAAGAAUCUGUUAAUCAAGAAUUGUAUGAUUAUUUUAAUCAUGAUUGUCAAAAUUCAAAAAAAUUAAUGAAUUCUUUAAAAUUUUUGCAAUUGAAAAGAUUUAAUACAAUGGAUGUAAAUUUUAAAAGUUUUAAUGAAAAUGUUGAUCCACUAGUUUCAUUAAGAAAUGAUUUAGUCAUUGCAAAACAUACUUCGUCAUCUUCAUCAUCGUCGUCAUCAUCGUCGUCGUCAUCAUCAUCAUCGGAACCAUCAUUCGACAAUGAUUCCUUAGGAAGUAAUGAUACAGUAGAAACAUUAGCACUAUCGGAAUUAUCAGAUGAUCAUGAACCAAGAACUUCAUUAUUAGAAUUAACACAACAAGCAUCAAUGUAUGAUGAACAAUAUGAUGAAACUGUUGUAAAUACAGGAUUCAGACCAUUACAUAAAUCAAUUGAAUUAAGAAAUAACAAAAAAAGAUAUUGUGAAAAUUGUCAUCAAGUAUAUACUGAUACAUUAAGACAACAUAUCUUAACAGAGACGCAUAAAAUAAAUUCAAUGGAUGAAACAAAAUUUACAGAUAUUGAUAAAUUAAUAAAAUUAAUUAAGACAUAA